AUGAAGAUUUCUCGUGCUACCAUCUCCUCCUGGAGAUAUACCGCGAAACUGGAACUCGAUAACAAGAUGUCCAAUGACGAACUUGUAGGACAACACGAAGUCCAUUCUUUAAUCGAGUGUGCUGCCACCUGUCAGAGAGAUUGCGAAUUCUUCGGGUACAACUCUACGCUGAAGAAGUGCCGGACCCAUAAGAAGGCCUUCACUUCCGGAAUGUCGGACGAAACCGGAUGGCGGUAUUACUUUCCGGAAUAUUUACCCAUACGGGACAAAGUCCAUUCCGGUCAAGGUUCACUGAAACAUGGAUAUAAUGGGCGGCGGGUGGACGGAAAUGACUUGAUACAUCAAUUAACAAAAGAAAUCACCUCAUCCCUGUAUGUGACCAUAGCUCUACAAAAUGGUACAACUCUGUAUGAAAUGUACGACGGAUUCUCUGUCUCCGACGAAGCAGGAAAAUAUCAAAUCUUUCUUGCAGGACCUGCCACGGGGACCUUAGGAGACAGUAUGUUGGACACCGGUUAUUCUGCCAGAGAUCUGUCUGGGAUGUCCUUCAGUACCCCAGACAGAGAUAACGACAGAUCUAGUGGUAUUAACUGUGCUGCCCGCAGUAUCCGUAGAGGGGGCUGGUGGUUUAACUUCUGUCACCGAGCCUUCCUUAACGGUCAAUGGUCCUCGGAGUCCUGGUACAGACCAUGGUAUCCCACAGUAACGAGUGGGACGUCAGUGAAGGCGACUUUAAUGAUGAUAAGACGGAACUAG
Saccostrea cuccullata (small rock oyster) is the source of this 756-nucleotide messenger RNA. Its product is annotated as fibrinogen-like protein 1. The record is from RefSeq and is a predicted model, not a curated record. NCBI's taxonomy places the organism in Eukaryota, Metazoa, Mollusca, Bivalvia, Ostreida, Ostreidae. The transcript has 5 exons. The coding region runs from base 1 to 756 and encodes 251 amino acids.